Trametes versicolor FP-101664 SS1 is the source of this 612-nucleotide messenger RNA. RefSeq lists its product as uncharacterized. The record is from RefSeq and is a predicted model, not a curated record. The coding region runs from base 1 to 612 and encodes 203 amino acids. NCBI's taxonomy places the organism in Eukaryota, Fungi, Basidiomycota, Agaricomycetes, Polyporales, Polyporaceae. The transcript has a single exon.
AUGUGGCACCGCGCGAGCGACAUGCAAUGCACGUCCUACACCCUCGCUUUUCCCCUACCCGGCAUGGUCUUGGAUUUCUCGCCCAUGAUUCAGAUCUUCGGUCUCCUGAAUGGGGACAUACCCGAGCUCUCCACAUUGUCCGUGCUUGACCUCAAGGCACCUAUGUGCGGCCUGGACCGCGACACACUCGACGCAUACUUCGACGCUGCCCCGCACUUGCGGUGGCUGCACAUCGGAUGCGGGAGGGAUGCGAGCUUCCCGUUGCCGGCAUACGUCUUCGACUCCCUCUCGACACGAAGCGAGGCCCCCGACGCGGACUCGAAUGGCUCCGACGCGGCGGUGCGCUGUCCGAAGUUGACGUAUCUCGGCCUGGGAGGGCUGGACUGGGACGGCGGGGCGGUCAUGGACGCAGCGCUGGGCUGCUUGCGGACACGGGCAGCGUUAGGCGUGCCGCAACUCGAGCACCUGGCCAUCCGCGUCAGGCCACGGCCCCCCGAGGAGGAGCCGGAAGGUGGGUGGGGGCCGGCGGUCGCGCGGUAUGCAACGCAGCUGCAGGAGAUGGUGUCGCACCAGUUCUCGUUUGCGGUUGGCCCUGAACGUGGAGUCUAUUAG